Molecule: messenger RNA, 1659 nt
Organism: Neltuma alba
Lineage: Eukaryota; Viridiplantae; Streptophyta; Magnoliopsida; Fabales; Fabaceae
Product: protein DMR6-LIKE OXYGENASE 2
Exons: 6
Coding region: 236-1360 (374 amino acids)
Source: RefSeq, a predicted model, not a curated record
UCCAGUCUCGACUUUGUUCCCCAUUCCCUAAAUCUCACCAGCGUCGUUCACGAUCUCCAGUUCCGACCUCACACGGUCAGAUCUUACAAGCCACAGCAUUGCCGUCGUUCACUCUCCAGCUCCGAGCUCCCACGGUUGGCCGUUCGCACUCUAUCCCAAUCUCCAGAUCUAAUCUCUCCUCCUCUUCAGUACUCAUUUACAUCGUGCGUCGUCAAUGGAAAUCUGAAGUCUGAAUAUGAUUAUAUAUACAUUCAUGGAAGAAAUCGCUGAAAUCAGAAGUCACCGCCAUGAACACCCACACACACAAGAGCCCCAAAAGCUUGAAGCGUCUCAAAUUUCAAGCGUCAAAGCCUUCAUUGAAUCAAACGACGCCGUUCCAAUCCCUUCUACCUACUUCUCUGUCCAUGAGCUUCGUGAAGAUGUUGCAGAAAACAACCUUGCUGCUUCCAUCCCCGUCAUAGACUUCUCCCUCCUCACCUCCGACAACCCUCAUGUCCAUGCCAAUGCCGUCCGACAACUCGGCACUGUCUGCAAAGAAUGGGGCUUCUUCAUGAUCAUAAAUCAUGGGAUUUCGGAGAAGCUGAUGAAGGAUCUAUUAAACAAGUGUGUCGAGUUUCACAACUUGUCUUUUGAGGAAAAGAAGGAGCUUGCAAAUGAAGAACUGGUCACACCCAUUAGAUAUGGCACAAGUGCUCUUCCUCACGGGGAGAAGGCUGAUUGCUGGAGAGAUUAUCUCAAAGUUGAAACACAUCCUAAUUUCAAUUUCCCCCACAAACCUCCUGGUUUCUCGGAGCUUGCGUUUGAGUACAGUAGGAAAAUCAGAGAGGUAUUGAGGACUUUGCUUCAAGGAGUAUCUGAGAGCUUAGACUUACGACCCAAUGCCAUUAUUGAUUACACAGACUACGAUUCAAGUUAUCAGACAUGUCAAACCAACUUGUACCCUCCAUGUCCUAAACCAGACCUUGUUUUAGGGUUGCUUCCUCAUAAUGAUAACGGCUUGAUGACACUUCUCAUUCAAAAUGACGUAAAUGGCCUUCAGGUGAUGCAUGAUGGCAAAUGGGUCAACGUCAAUCCUAUUCCCAAUUGCAUACUUGUCAACACUGGAGAUCAACUUGAGGCUGUCACUAACGGAAGGUACAAGAGUAUUCGGCACAGAGUAGUGGUGAAUGAAAGACACGCAAGGGUUACGUUGGCACUGGGGAAUGGACCUUCCCUUGAGAACGAAACAUGUCCUGCACCGGAGCUUCUACAGAAGGAGAAGGCAGUGUAUAAGAGCAUCAAGUAUAAGGAUUACUUCAAAGUUCAACAAGAGGCCAGAAUUGCUGAUAAGAGAGGCUUGGAUAUGAUUCAUAUUAAUUAGUGACAAUAAUAAAUUAUGCUCCAAUCAAUUAAUAAACUCAUGUAAUCUUGUGUUAUUAUUCGACGAUAGAUUUGAGUUUGUGUCUUGGUCGCUAGCCUAUAUGCUUAUAAAUAUUGUGUGAUGAUGGGGAGAUGCAUGGAUUGAUAUUAAGUUGUCUGGUAGUUAAAUUAUUCUAUGUUAUUAAGUAAGAUUAAGCCGACCCCACCUAAUGGGAUAAGGCUUGUUGUUGUUGUAUUAAUUAAGACUUUGUUGGUUAUAUGUAUACUUUUUUUUUUUAAAAAAAAAAGUUAUUUGUGAUA